Messenger RNA from Dicentrarchus labrax (European seabass), 6045 nucleotides. Its product is annotated as NACHT, LRR and PYD domains-containing protein 1b allele 3-like. The record is from RefSeq and is a predicted model, not a curated record. The transcript has 2 exons. NCBI's taxonomy places the organism in Eukaryota, Metazoa, Chordata, Actinopteri, Moronidae. Bases 770 to 4303 code for a protein of 1177 amino acids. Gene Ontology annotation, biological process: regulation of apoptotic process.
CCUCCAUACUUUCGACACACUAACACGGAAGCCUGAAGUUCACUCAGGUGUUUCUUGUAGCUACACGAACCACAGAGAUGGAAAAAUAUCCACUCUGAAGUCCUCCGACCGGAUUAAACAACGACGUCCAACGGAGAAGCCAGCAGAGACCCGGAGAGGAGCCUGUACACACUUUUUAAAAAGAGGAAUAUGACUGUGUGUGUGUGUGUGUAUAGUGGAUAUAUCGAUCACAGGACAGAACAACGUGUUUUAUUAUCGGAGAGUUGGACACAACCCCGGAAACAGCAGUUCACUCCUCUGGUGAAGGCCUACAGCAGAGACAGGAAGGUCCAAUGAAAUGGUCUGAGACAAGAGGGAAAACACACUGAGCAACAGCAAGGAGGUUUUUUAAAAGUUUGUGUUUAAGAUCAAGUUGAGAAAAAUAUGGAAGACAAAAAGGGAAAUACUCCGUCCCCCGUCUCUGCUGGGUGUGACGCAGGCAGUGAGUCAGUAUACAAACAUCAAGGAGGACAAACUUCCAUCACAGAACAACAGCUGACUGCAGAUGAGACGUCUUCAGAGGAUGUUCAGGAUAAGCUGCAAAGCAAAAGUGUCCCAGUGCUGCCUCAUGAUUGUUCAUCUCCAUCUUCCUCCAGGAGUCUUCCUGUUUCUAAUAGACAGAUGUUUUUGGACAGUCUGUUCUCUUUGCGUUUCCAAAUAAAGAGAAUACAAAGUCAAAUUUCAACUUUAAAAAAACUGAUGCCUGCAUUUAGGAAGUUUCCAGAGGAGGAUGUUCAGGAUAAACUGCAAAGCAAAAGUGUCCCCAGAUUGUCUUGUGAUAAUUCCUUUCCUCGUCCCUACAUCAUCAGCAAAACCAAAGGUGAGCUGGGGGAGAAAAAAAGACAGAGAGAAGACAAGUGACGCUCCGCAGGCAGAGAAUGAAGACAGUGAGUCAGUAUACAAACAUCAAGGAGGACAAACUUCCAUCACAGAACAACAGCUGACUGCAGAUGGGAAGAUUUCAGAGAAAGGUGUUCGGGAAAAGCUGAAAAGUGUCCCAGAAUUGUCUCCUUUUUCCUCCAAGACGGUUCUUGAUUUAACGUCUGAAAGGAAAAAUCAGAACAUGCGUUCUGUUAAUCCAAUAUUGCCUCGUCUAAGAAAUAUUUCAUACUUUAAAAAACAGCUGACUGCAGAUGAGACGUUUUCAGAGAAAGGUGUUCGGGAAAAGCAUCAAAGUGUCCCAGGAUUAUCUCCUUGUUCCCUCAGUGGUUAUUCCUCUCCUUCUUCCUCCAAGAGGAAUCUUGAUGUAACAUAUAAAAGGAUAAAUCACAACCUGCAUGAUCUUAAUUUAAUAUUGCCUCUUCUACAAAGAAAAAUUUCAACCUUAGAAAAACAGCUGACUGAAGAUGAGAAGUUUUCAGAUGAGAAUGUUCAGGAUAAGCUGCAAAGCAAAAGUGUCCCAGGAUUGUCUCGUGAUCAUUCCCUUCCUCGUCCCUACAUCAUCAGCAAAACCAAAGGUGAGGUGGGGGACAAAAUAGACAGAGAGAAGACAAGUGACACACCGCAGGCAGAGAAUGAAGACAGUGAGUCAGUAUACAAACAUCAAGGAGGACAAACUUCCAUCACAGAACAACAGCUGACUGCAGAUGAGACGUCUUCAGAGAAAGACGUUCGGGAUAGGCUGCAAAGUGUCUCAGGAUUGUCUCAAUAUUCAUCCAGUGGUUAUUCCUCUCCUUCUUUCUCCAAGAGGAUUCUUGAUUUAACGUAUGAAAGCAUCAAUCAGAACCUGGUUUCUCUUAAUUAUUUCACAGUGCCUAAUCUACAAAGUCAAAUUUCAACUUUAGAAAAACAGAUAACUGCAAAUGAGAAGUUUCCAGAGGAGGAUGUUCAGGAUAAACUUCCAAACCAAAGUGUCCUAGGUUUGUCUCGUUAUAACAGUUAUUCCUCUCCUUCUUCCUCCAAGAGGAAUCUUGAUUUAACGUAUGAAGAGAUAAAUCACAACCUGUGUUUUCUUAAUACAACAUUGAGACUUCUAGAAAGUCAAAUUUCAACCUUAGAAAUACAGAUGACUAUAGAUGAGAUGUUUAAAGAGAAAGGUGUUCAGGAUAAGCCGCAGAGCAAAAGUGUCCCAGGAUUGUCUCAUUAUUUAUUAGGUUCUCCCUAUUCUUUCUUGGGUCCUUAUGAUUGGGGUAGUGGGUAUAAAUCAUGGGUACAUCCUCUCCCUCAGGUUCCUUUGAACUAUCCAUCACUGUCUGAACUGACGGAAUUUCUGCCACAGUCAACUGCGUUCUCAGGUCCAGAUUUGUGGGCUGGAACCAGCUCAGCAAAAAUAUAUGAUCUUUGUGCUGAGGGCAACCCGAUAGAUUGUAACAAUUACUCCGGCUCCAUGUCCAACGCGUCUACCGGCACUCAGUCCAUCAUCCCGACAGAAAAAACCUGUCUGGUUCUGCCUGAUGGCUCUUCCCCAGUUAACACUCCUGUCUCUUCUUCAAGUUAUAAACGGAAGAAGGGAAAUUGGGGCGGCAACAGAAGAAAGAAAAAAUCUAAAACCCAUUUUACUGUUCCUUUCAUUGAUUCCUCUGACGACACGCUGGAUCAACCUCCGCCUACUAGACUCACAGAAACAGUAUCGAUAAAGACUUCCUCCUCUGCAGCAGAUGUUAAACCAGGAGCCAAUCAGGAUACAAUUCUGGAAAUGGAGCUUCAUGCAACAGCUGAUCCCUCCGCAAUUCAACUAUCACCCAAAGAUGGUGUUUGUUUAGAGUCUGCAUCUCCUGAAAAGAAAAAAAGAAAGUCUAGCAGCUCAGAUGAAAUGUGUGGAGACAUUGAUCCAAACUCAAUCUUUCAGCUUCCAGUUAGAGAGGACACAGAUGAUGGUGGCCCCAGCUUUUACUCAAGUUCUACUGUCAGCAUUGAAGAAAGUGGAGCACAAGAUGCUUUUAAGCUGUUGUCUGUGCAGUCUGAAAGCGAUACAGGAGAUUUCAGUGAUGCUCCGGUGGAAAUGGAUGCACCUUUUACAGCUGAGAACUACUCAGCCACAAACACCCUGCCAGCCCGUUCUCACCUCCAGACCAACUCCUCAGAUCCUGGUUCCAGUAAAAGAGACUCCAGCUGUUUGUCUCGCUCUCACAGCGUUCCCUCACUGAGUCUAACAACCUCUGCAGACAACAAGACCUUUACACGAGCAAAGAGCUUACCUGACAUGCUGUUCAAAAACAGCUUUGAGGAGUUUACACCUGAUAUCACUGCAGAUGAGAACGAUGAAAGCUACAGGUUCCAGUGCUCCUGCCCAGGCCUGUACCAGUGCAGUGUGACAGGUCUGCUGUUCCACAUGGAGGGAGAAGGGGAUGUGGUCUACAGGAUUGUCCCUUGGGACAGGAGGCUACUAGGCCAACAUCACAAGCAGCCUGCAGGACCCCUGUUUGACAUCAAAUGUGUGCAGCAGUCUAUGUGUCAGCUUCAUCUCCCACACUGUGAGAUCCGCUCCACAGGUGGUUGUGGAUUCUUGUCAGUUGCUCAUGUGAAUGAUGACAGCAUCGAGUUCAUCGUCCCUCAUAAGAUAACAGAAACUCGUGUUAUCAUAAACAUCACAGGGUUUUCUGCCUUCGGUAACGUCAAGGAUGAAGACUCACCACCUGACCCGGUCCGAGCACUGGUUCUGCUGUUCUACAGACCCCCGGCUGAUCCUGACCUCACAUCCUUCCUCAAUGUGUUGUUGCUACCGAGGAACGUCGUGCUCCGGGAUGUGCUGCGCACCAGGAAGAGAAUAAAUAAAGAUGAGAACUACAUAGAGACAUCCUCAUACUGUAAACUGCACCCAAAGCAGGAAUACAAACUGUCCACUUGUCCUGAAGAUGACUCAGUUCUAGUUCAACCAACAGAAGCAGAAUUUGAUGAGGAAUCAUAUGUCAACUACAUCCCAUCAUUCCAGGUGAGAUUAAAGACAAUCAUUGUAAAUAUUAAGCUGCUUCUCAGAGAAACCAAAAGCUCCCACAGUGUCUGGGAAAGAGAGGUUUGUCUUCCAUCCAGUGCAGUAAAAAGGUGUGUGCAAGGCAGUUCAGAUGAGAGGCUGUUGGACAUUUGGAGCAGCUUCAUCGAUGGGAUAUCAGGACCUGUUCUCAAAAGUCUGCUGGACAAACUGUUUGAGAAAACUGUGCUGACUGAUUCUGAGAGGGAGUCAGCGGACGAGAUCCAAAACAAAAGCGACAAAGCUCGUUUUGUUAUCGACACAGUGAGGAAGAAAGGUGAAGCUGCUGGUUCAGAGAUGAUUGACUUUCUCUGUGAGGUCGACCCCUUCCUCUCUGAACACCUCGGGUUGAUCUGAAGCUCAAUAAACAGGUGUAUAGAAAUGUGUGUAAAUAGCUGAACAGAGCCGAGUGCAGCCGGUUAGUUAAACUGGGUUUCUUGUUGACGAGGCUGCAGUGUGAACUAUAGUGCGUGUGCUUCGGGGAAUCUGCCUCAUCUGUUUGUAGAGACUAAAUACAAGUAGAAAGUUGAAGUUUAGAGCCAUCUACUGGCUGACAUGAGUUCCACAAAACCACCUCACCACAACGUCCAUUUAGUGUCUGUUCUUGGAGCUUUUGGGUGAGUGGGAGUGAGAGUGUAAAUUAAGAUGUUCACGUUUCCAUUUUUCCCAGAUUAAGGUGUUUCGCGAUUCCGUGAACCUCCUCUCCAAAUAGGUUCUUGAAAAAGACUCGUGGCUCAUUUGGGAAAACCCCCCAAACUGUUUAAUCCAGCCAUGUUUCUUCUUGUUACCACACCUGAAUAAUAUAGUUCCUUCCCUCAAACCGAGAGAAGAAUAUUAAUGACUGAUAAUUAUGCGACGGAUCCUCACCCGCUGUGUUUUUUAUUACCAUUCCUCCUCCUUUAUAUUGUUUUUUAUACCUUAAAACAUUUAAAGAUGUAGAAAAAUAUAAUAUAUGUUGUAUUCAGUUGAAUGGCCAGGAAAAUGUAUAUUUAAUUUACACAUUUUAUGCAAACUGUAUCAACUUUAUUAGCAGAAAAAAGGUUAAAAACAAGGUAAAACCACUUUCCUGCAGUGUGCAUGUAAAUGAUAGUAAACAAGGAGAUAGUAAUAAUAGCUUUAAACAAUUUUAUGAACUAAUAGUCUUAAUCGUCCAGUUAUGUUUUUAUUUUUGUAUUUUCAGGUAUUUUUAUGUUUAAUAGUUAGAUUUAUUUUUAAUAUCCUACUUAUUUCAAGAGCCCAGAAUGUGUCAUAUACUCUUAUUUCUCAAUAAGAAAAAAGAGGAGUUGCUAAAAGGUUAGUGUGCACUAAUAAUAGCCUAAUAAUAAUUAAUAAUAUAUAUAUUUCAUAUUGAGUUUAUGUCCUUGACUAUUGAUUGUUUCUAUUCAUUGUCUGUGCUUUCUUUCACAGAUUUUGAAGUCUGAAUUUCAUUCUAUCUGUGGUGUCACUUCUUAAAACACACAAAACUAAAUUAUUUUAGAUUCUUUUAAGUUUUAUUUUACUCAUAUGUACCUCCUCAGCUCAAUUAAAUUAAUAAAUAAAUUAAUUUGUCUUGUAAGGCCCUCUAUUACUUUGUAGUAAAGUAAUAUAUAAAUACAGUUAUUAAUAUUAUUAUUAUACAUUCUCUUAUUGGAAUAAAUUCUAGUAAAUUAAAUAAUAGUGAAAUUACAAUACUCAUCAGGGUUAAACCAGUGGUUCCCUUUUUCUAUCAUUGAGUAAACUAACAGCCUCUGACUAUAUAUAAUGCAUAUUUCAUAUUAUAUUUAAUAACAGUAACAUUAGAGAACAACUGAUAAACUGUACAAUAAACCCAAAGAGUGAAAGCAAUAACUGCAGGAUGUUUGUGUAAAAUGAGAGAAGAGUUUUAAUUAUUUAUUGUGAGUAUAAUGCAUCAGAGACGUAUUUUAACGACAUUUUAUAUAAUUCUGUUUAUAUAAAUCUUUUUAUCUAUUUUGUUAAACAAUCAUAUGUACGUUAACUACUUCUUUUUUGGCUACACCAGUAUAUUCAGUAUAGUUUUAUUAGCUCUGUUUUAACUGCAUCUGUGAAACUGUAAUAUAUUUUUUGUCCGGUGUGAUUAUUAAAUAUUUAUUUAUACAAUA